CUGUCGCUGUCGAGAAAAAAUAUAAAUAUUUCGAGAAAAAAGGGGAAAAAAAGAAAGCCCCAUUCCCAAAUUCCUUUCAUUAAAUUCUCAGAUAGAGAGAUAGUGAAGCAACUUAGAUCGUAAUCGAUCGAUCGACUUAUCAAGAUCUGUGGAAUUCGGCGGACUCUGAUAUCUGAAUGCUGAUAGGUCGAAUCAUCUGCUGAUUCGAGCUGAUCGCGGGUGGAAUCGGUCGAAUCUCAGCUCGGAAUCGAUUCGGUUGCCCUAAUUUUGUGGGAUUGAGGGUUUUGGAUCGGGGAUUUGGGGGGAAAAACCUCAUCGAUGCCGGAUCAUGGAGAGUUUCAGAACAAUGUGGUGUCGAGUUCGUCCAAUGGCGCGGCGCCGGAGAACCUCGAAGACGCUAUCUGGAGGUUGAAAGUUGAGGAUAGCAAGCAGGAGGGUUUGGAUGGUAAUCAAAACCUGUACCCGGAUCGCCCCGGAGCGCCCGAUUGCAUAUACUAUUUGAGGACAGGGCUUUGUGGAUAUGGAAGUAACUGUCGUUAUAAUCACCCAACUUAUAACGGGCAGGGAACUCAGGAUAGAGCGGAACUGCCCGAAAGAGUCGGGCAACCUGAUUGCCAGUACUUUUUGAAGACAGGAACAUGCAAAUUUGGAGCAACAUGCAAAUAUCAUCAUCCACGAGAUAGACAUGAUGUACGACCUGCUUCAUUGAACAUUCUUGGGUUGCCAAUGCGACAGGAUGAAAAGUCAUGUCCAUAUUACAUGAGAACUGGAUCUUGCAAAUUCGGAUUUGCCUGCAAAUUCAACCAUCCACAGCCUGCCACACUUGGACCUGUGUUUCCUGUGACACCACCAUCUGCCUAUGGUCCAACGGGAUCUUCUGUUGCACCUCCAUCAAGUCUUCCCGUAAUUGGAGGUCUUUCAGCAUGGCCUUCAGCACGACCUUACUUAACUAGUCCAAGAAUGCAGGGCCUUCCAGCUUAUAUGCCUGUUGUUCUUCCAUCCUCACAGGGUGCUAUGUCGAUGCAGCAGGGUUGGACCGCUUACACGGGCUCUGCAAGCCAAUUUCCAUCAACUGAUUCCUUUGGGCCUACACAGGUACCCAACCCCAAGCUUCAUGCGCAGUCAGCUUCCAGCACUGCAAUAAAUCUCCCAGAGAGGCCAGAUCAGCCUGAAUGCCAGUAUUACAUGAAAACUGGUAUUUGCAAAUACGGAACAACUUGCAAGUAUCAUCAUCCGAAAGAGCGCUGGUCAGAAAGUCCACCUACUCUUGGACCCCUGGGGCUUCCUUUGAGACCAGGUCAUCCUGCCUGCACAUCCUACAGCUUGUAUGGAAGCUGCAGGUUUGGUGCAGCUUGCAAAUACGAUCACCCUCUGAUGGGAUUCUAUAACUAUGCCAUGCCUACAUACUCGGUUCCAGACCCAUCGGCUCUUUUUCCUCCUAACCAUAGUAAUUCACCACAAGUGACAUGGGCGUCAGCAUCCGAGGCUUCUUUCUCCAAAACACUGAGGUUACCUGAUCGACUCCAGAAAUCUGAUGAGAAAAACAACAAGGAAGCAAAUGCCACCUCCCAUGACAAUAAUGACCGUGUCAAUGAUCCACCUCCUACACAAAAGACAUCACCAUCAACAGAUAACGCACCUUCUACAGAUUCCACAGAGAAUACACAAAAUCACUCCGAUUAAUGAUUCAUUUCCUCAUUUUCCAUACGUUUCGGGGCUGUUUCCUGAAUGGAAAUUUUGGCGCUGCCUCUAGACCCAUCCUUGUUUUUUGUCUGCGGCUAAAUAUAUUUAUUUGGUGCUAGAUGGGCAGUUGAAUGCAAGUUACAUAGUUUUCUUGGGUUAGGCCGUCUCUUUAUGUCUUUCGCGGUGAAUAAAUUGUCAGUCGCUGUUAUAUUAUACAUCAGAUUUGUUUAUGUUGCUUCUGAAAAGGAUUCAAAACUUUUGAAGUGGAUAAUGUUAUACAUGGAGGCUUGUCGAAAUAAUGCGGUUAACUCUGGGAAUCAUCUCUUGUCGCUAUAAGAUUACAGUUCCAAGA
This is a messenger RNA of Asparagus officinalis (garden asparagus), 2035 nucleotides long. RefSeq names its product zinc finger CCCH domain-containing protein 33-like. Gene Ontology annotation, molecular function: metal ion binding; mRNA binding. Bases 319 to 1683 code for a protein of 454 amino acids. The record is from RefSeq and is a predicted model, not a curated record. Lineage: Eukaryota; Viridiplantae; Streptophyta; Magnoliopsida; Asparagales; Asparagaceae. The transcript is spliced from 7 exons.